Messenger RNA from Drosophila subobscura, 769 nucleotides. RefSeq names its product glutathione S-transferase 1 (gene GstE1). Gene Ontology annotation, molecular function: glutathione transferase activity. The record is from RefSeq and is a predicted model, not a curated record. The coding region runs from base 47 to 715 and encodes 222 amino acids. NCBI's taxonomy places the organism in Eukaryota, Metazoa, Arthropoda, Insecta, Diptera, Drosophilidae. Gene Ontology annotation, biological process: glutathione metabolic process. The transcript has a single exon.
UAAGAUCAUUCGCAAUUCAAACGUUUAAUACGGUAGUCACUGCACAAUGUCGAGUAAAAUAAUUCUCUAUGGAAUAGACAUGAGCCCAUGUGUGCGGGCUGUCCAGCUGACGCUGAAGGCGCUGGAGCUGCCGUACGAGUACAAGGAGGUGAACCUGCAGAAGGGAGAACAUCUAAGCGAGGAGUUCCUGAAGAAGAACCCCCAGCACACGGUGCCAGUGCUGGAUGACGGCGGAACCAUUCUCUGGGACUCGCAUGUCAUAGUCGGCUACCUGGUGGACAAGUAUGGAAAGUCUGACGAGCUCUAUCCAAAGGACCUGGCGAAGAGGGCCGCCAUCAACCAACGUCUGUUCUUCGAUGCCAGUGUCCUGUUUCCCUCGCUGGCCAAUGUGAGCGGACCGUUCUUUGUGAACGGAGUGAAGGAGGUGCCACAGGAGAAGCUGGACACCAUCCACAGAGGCCUAAAGCUGCUGGAAGUCUUCCUGGGCAGCAGCAACUACCUCGUGGGCGACACGCUGACACUCGCCGACCUUUGCUCUGGACCCACAGUGACCUCUCUGCCCGCUGUCGUCGACAUCGAUGCUGCAGAGUAUCCCAAGGUGACUGCCUGGCUGGAGCGCCUCAACAAGGUUGCCUACUUUGAGCAGAUCAACAAGGCGCCAGCAAAGAGCUACUGCGACUUUCUGCGCAGCCAGUGGACAAAGCUGGGGGCCUAAAUAUGAUGAGCAAGCAUAAAUAAAAUCCACCCGAAUCCAUCUGUUUAUUUAAUA